Pleurotus ostreatus (oyster mushroom) is the source of this 2568-nucleotide messenger RNA. RefSeq lists its product as uncharacterized. The coding region runs from base 1 to 2568 and encodes 855 amino acids. Gene Ontology annotation, molecular function: ubiquitin protein ligase activity. Gene Ontology annotation, biological process: ubiquitin-dependent protein catabolic process; protein ubiquitination. The record is from RefSeq and is a predicted model, not a curated record. The transcript is spliced from 8 exons. Lineage: Eukaryota; Fungi; Basidiomycota; Agaricomycetes; Agaricales; Pleurotaceae.
AUGAUCACGAACAUCUCACCGUCUUCAUACAAUCUCACACUUUCUCUUAACAUAUCCUCUAUUCUCACUUUUCCGUCUCGUCUUCUCGCCAGGAUGCGGAAGAUGGACGGCGUGCUCGCCUUGCCACACAAUGCCGACGAUGUCAUUACAUCCAGUACAUUCACCUCGCUGCAGGAGGCGAUGAGCGCGACACCCCUGCCGUCGGUGAACAAGCAGCAGAUGCUGGUCCGACAACGCCCGGACUUCCAGCCAUUUCCUGGACCGUGGGGUUUCUUCACCUCCGGCUACGCCGCUGGGCUCCUCGUAAUGGCGAUCUUAUUGCACCGUAUACAAAAUGUCGUCGUUCCACCUCGUUCUUCUGAACUGCACCAACUUCAUCGAGGCCGUCAUAAUGACCAUCAACACGGCGACUCUAAUAUCUCGUAUGGUCACUAUAUGCUGCGUCGCAUAUAUUCUCGCGUCUUGCCUUUGGAUCUAUCUCGCACGUCUACUCGACUAGCCGCACAUCUCCCCUCGCUAUAUGUUCUGUUGAGAAUGCUCUUGCUCUGGACCCUUGUCCUCUUGCAGACCGCUGAUGUGCUCAAUUUGCCGCACAACGGUGAAAUUAAACAACCACCGGCCGGUACCACGGGCUGGCAGGCUAUAUUUGACUUCAACAGCUGGUUGUGGGUACAAAAUUUGGUAGUGUGGAGUAGUGCCAUGGAAAUGGAGACCAUAUGCUGGCGGACGUUCUGUUCGGUAUGUGCUGCCUUCUGUGUUGAAGCUCUGGUCAAAGGGUUAGACGGUGCUGGAGUCGGUCUUACUGCACAUAUGAACGCAAACACGUCCCCUUUCAAUCUGGUUGGCUACGCGUUUUUGCUUCACAUUUAUUCGUCCCCGAUCACCCAUGUGAACAAAUACGAUGGCCUACCGUCACGACCAGACAAGCAUGUAGUUGUGACUAUUGCCAUACCACUGCUGCAGCUUACCAUAUUCCACAUCCUUUCCAUUAAUAAACGUUGGGCACACCAUCGACUGCUCCCGACGGCGUUAUCGUCUUGCCUGUCACUCACGCAUUUCCAUCUAACUCUAUGGUCGCACCCUUCGCCGUUCUCUCCGCCAGACAAGACCUCUACACCGCCGUCAAUCACUUCGUACCCUCUCUUGAACUACAUUCCGAAUAUCUUUGAGAGUCUCUUGUUGGCGACUAGCCUGCUUACUAUCACCCUUAAUGCGAUAACCCAACUUCUUCUGACUGGGCACAUCGACCGCCCUCUUGUUGGGCUAGGCCUCAAUUCGGGUUUGGGAUCUUCAAAUGGAGGAUGGUCUUGGAGCCCGCCAUGGGAAGAAGACUUCAGUGUAUUAUUACUUCGAGUGGGCACUGCGUCCCUUGAAGCUACAGGUUUGAGAGGAUUGGGAAAUGAAGUUUCCGGGGUACAUGCACGCGCGGUUGCCGCCAAUGGGACAGUUGAAAGCGAAAAUUACGGCAGCGUGGGACUCGGUAGGAUGGGUGUGGUCUGGAUGCAACCCGGGACCAGCAAGAACGACGGACCAACACACAAAUUGGAAGGUUUGCGACGGAGACGCGUUGGUACUGCGCGACAAGAUCGCUCACGAAUAGACACGCAUCGUGGACUUUCUAACGAAAUACGAUCCGUUCACAGCGCUCCCGGAUCAGGCCCUACAUCUGGUUCUGAACCAUCAUCCUGGUGGGUGCCGGGGAUAGGCCUGGGAGCUGGUGGCGUUGGGGGUGAUUGGCGAUGGUACGCAGAGCUGCUACGGUUUGUGCGAGGUGUUUGGGAUGUAGUGAAGGGUAGCGUUUUGUUGGCAUGGGCGAUGGUACGGCGCAGGAAAGUGACGAGAUCAACACCUCGCGACCAACGCUCGGAUAUGGGUGUAUCGGAAGGUUCUGAUUUACGUCAAUCGCGACAUGCUGCCAUAACUGAAGACUUCGAUACAUGGGAGUCGGAUGUUUACGCGCAAUUCUUGAGAGGGGAUGUUGAAGACGACGACGACGCUGAAUGGGAAGGAUCAUCCGACGAUGGCAUGAUAUCAGAAGGUGAACCAGAAAGCAAUGAACUCGAAGACCCGUUUUCGAGGGAAGGUUCUGUGGACCCCGGACUAGAAACCAUGUCGCUUUACUCAGAUUGGGCAGCGCUUCAGCAUCCUUUUGGUCAACGAAAGAGCAGCCCUUUACCGCCUGCAGCGUCUGAACGCGAAUCGUCGCCGGUAACGUCUACCUCGGCUGAAACAGCACCAGUGCUGCUCGCACAUAUGACUCAUGCUGGUUCGAGUCCCCUUACAAGGCGAGCGUAUACCAAUUUGGUUCGCGGCGUUGGUUCUCCCUCCGAUCCUCCAACACCAACGAGUCGGUUGAACAAUCGCCCUCCGCCAGAUACCGACGAUUCGCGAAGAAACUGUGUUAUAUGUACCGUCGAACCCCGACAAAUAAUUUGCUGGCCGUGCCGAUGCUUGGCCAUGUGUGACGACUGCAGGGAAAGCAUGGCGUCGCGGUCGGCUGCUUCGAAACAUCGAUGUCCGUGCUGUCGCAGAACAGUGGAAGGCUACUCCCGCAUCUUCAUCCCUUGA